AUGGAAUCGACGGAGUCGUCUUACGUUUCAUCACCGGAGCAACAGCAGAAAAGAUCUCCUCCACCGCCUGCAUCGCCGACUUCAGAUUCGGAGGAGAAGCUGACAUAUAUCAGGUUUCUAGUCUCAAAUGCGGCAGCUGGCUCUGUGAUUGGAAAAGGUGGUGCUACGAUUACUGAUUUUCAGUCACAAUCUGGAGCGAGAAUUCAGUUGUCUAGAAAUUAUGAGUUUUUCCCGGGAACAUCUGAUAGGAUAAUUAUGAUAUCUGGAGGGAUUGAUGAUGCGUUGAAGGCUGUGGAACUUAUAAUUUCUAAAUUGCUCAGAGAGAUUCCUGCUGAAGAUGGAGAUGAUGCCGAACCAAGAAUGAGAGUGAGAUUAGUUGUUCCCAAUACUGCUUGUGGAAGCAUUAUUGGGAAAGGAGGGUCCAUUAUAAAGUCAUUUAUUGAAGAUUCCCAUGCUGGCAUCAAGAUUUCUCCUCUGGAUACCAAUUUUUUUGGAUUGACUGAUAGGCUGGUUACAAUAACAGGAACUAUAGCAGAGCAAAUGCAUGCAAUUGAUUUGAUUUUGUCUAAGCUAGCUGAUGACCCUCAUUACUCCCAGACUAUGCAUGCUCCAUUUUCAUAUGCAGCAGCUUACAAUUCAAUGAACCAUGGGCUGAAUGGGGCUGGAGUAAAGUUUCAGCAAAACAAGGAGGAUCGUACCAAUUCUGUGACAAUUGGUGUUGCUGAUGAACAUAUUGGAUUGGUUGUUGGUCGUGGCGGAAGAAAUAUAAUGGAAAUUAGCCAGAAUAGUGGAGCCAGGAUAAAAAUAUCAGACAGAGGUGAUUUCAUGUCUGGAACAACUGAUAGGAAAAUUACAAUAACCGGAUCACAGAGGGCCAUCCGUGCAGCUGAGGACAUGAUAAUGCAGAAGGUAUCCUAUGCUUCUGAGAGGGAGACUGAUUAG
Molecule: messenger RNA, 942 nt
Organism: Dovyalis caffra
Lineage: Eukaryota; Viridiplantae; Streptophyta; Magnoliopsida; Malpighiales; Salicaceae
Source: the annotation of a GenBank genome assembly